This is a messenger RNA of Oreochromis aureus, 1365 nucleotides long. It is a transcript of the gene lrrc39, whose product is annotated as leucine rich repeat containing 39. The transcript has 9 exons. The coding region runs from base 244 to 1299 and encodes 351 amino acids. The record is from RefSeq and is a predicted model, not a curated record. Lineage: Eukaryota; Metazoa; Chordata; Actinopteri; Cichliformes; Cichlidae. Gene Ontology annotation, molecular function: protein binding.
GCGUGUCUGUGAUGUGUCAUGUGAUGUGUCACCUGAAGGCUAUAAUUAUCAAGGAGAGCCGAGGUCAGAUUUCAGCAGACAGGACGCAGCAUGGAGGAGAGCUGCAGCUUGGUCACACGGUGACGAGUAAUAUCCGUGUACUUCAACAGUGUUGGGUUGGGGCUACAGCUCAGAUUGGACAUACAGGUUAUCCUGUAUGUCCACCUGCGUGCUGUGACAUCACAAGGCUGACAGGAAGUGGUGAUGAUGGUGGGCGUGAUGGUAGCAUGCAGCUCGGUGAGCUCCAUCAAAGCACUGUGGGAGACCAGGAUCAGGAGGAAGAGGGAGGAGCAGGAGGAGGAGCACAAGAGGAGGACCACGAGGGGCGGGGCCACAGGCAGACUUGGAGUCGGGCUUUGGGAAGACCGGGCGGCGCUGGCCCGGCUAAAGCAGAAGCUGGAGACUGAGGACGGCCGGCUGGUCCUCCGGAUCGAGCAGGAGGAGUGGAAGGUUCUGCCGGGCUGCCUGAUCCAGCUCAGUCAGGUCCAGGAGUGGCAGAUCCACCGGACCGGACUACUGAAGAUCCCUCACUUCAUCUCCAGCUUCCAGAACCUUCUGGUGCUCGAUCUGUCCCGGAAUGGAGUCGCUGAGAUCCCCAAACAGAUCGGGAAGCUGACCCGGCUCAGAGAGCUACUGCUGAGCUACAACAGAAUCCCGUUUGUCCCGGCAGAGCUGAGCGGGUGUGAGAGCCUGGAGAGGCUGGAGCUGGCCAUGAACCGGGACUUGAAUGAGCUACCGGACCAGCUUGGGAUGCUGUCGCGGCUGCAGCAUGUUGAUCUUUCCAUGAACGACUUCAGCUGCCUGCCUGCCUGCCUGCUCGCCCUGCCGGCGCUCGAGUGGCUCGACAUAGGAGGAAACCGCCUGCAUCACUUACCUGAAGACAUACACAGGAUGGAGGCGCUACACACUCUGUGGCUGCAGAGGAACGAGCUGGAGAAGCUUCCGGAGAACAUCGCCAGGAUGAGGAGCCUGGACACGCUGGUGCUCAGCAGCAACAGGCUGAGAGACAUCCCACCGCUCAUGGAGGGCAUGUCCAACCUCAGGUUUGUGAACUUCCGGGAUAACCCCCUGACUCUGGACGUGACGCUACCAAGCAAUAAGGCAGUGGCUGAGGAGGAGGAGGAAGAUGACCGGGAGAUGUUCGGGAAAGAGUUCAUGCUCAUGUACAUCCAGGAGGCCCGAAAGAGAGCGUAUGCCGUGCUCAAUGUGCACUGCGUCAACCAGUCCGAUGGCGAGUCCAAUGACGAGUCCUCAGCGUGAAAUAUGGCACCACGUCUUUUUUCUUCUUCUGAGCUUCUCCCUCAUAAAGACACUUCCACAAAGCCA